Messenger RNA from Vollenhovia emeryi, 481 nucleotides. RefSeq names its product rab GTPase-activating protein 1-like. The transcript is spliced from 3 exons. The record is from RefSeq and is a predicted model, not a curated record. The annotation marks the transcript as partial. NCBI's taxonomy places the organism in Eukaryota, Metazoa, Arthropoda, Insecta, Hymenoptera, Formicidae.
AUGAAGGAGCAGGGGAGGAGACUGGAGGAGAAGUUGGAGGAUAUAAGAAGGGAGUAUAAAGAACAGGCAAAGGAAGGGAGAGAGGAGAGGCUAGGUUUAAGAAAAGAGAUAGAUAGAAUUGAGAAAAGAGUGGAGGGACUGGAGGAGGAAAAAGGAAAGGAAAGAACAAUAGAAGGGGAGGAGAGGAAUGCGGAGAAUGAGGAUAUGAAAAGAAGGAUAAAAGAGUUAUACAGAAGAGAAUCUAAUCAGAUGUCCAGAGCUGAAAUAGAAAAGGAAAAUAUUACAGAGAAAUAUGAUAAUUGUUCAGAAAACAAUAAUAUAUCUGGAACAUCAAAUACAAACACUUUGAAAGUACAGCAAAAACAUCUACAGAAAGAUGUAAACAUGCGCAGAUAUGAUACAAGUUCUCGUACAACUUCAGACAAAUGGACGAAGAAUGCGGACUCCUGCGUAUGUUGUCCCAUACAUAAUAAUAGUAAUG